AGCAGGAGCGCAGCGAGCUGGGGAUCCCCUCACGCUUCCAUCCUAGUCAUGUAAAGAGCAGCAUUACAGCCUUUCUGCUUUAUAAUGGAUGCGUGCGCUUUUGAUGUUUCGAAGAAUUUUUCACUACCCAAUCAGGUGGAUCAGUUUUCUGAUAAAUGUGACAGGAAAUAACUGCUGCAGACUUUGUCGGUGUGGAUGGACAGGUCAGGAGUGCAUAUGCGACACUGUGGGAACGCUUGGAUUUAUUUACCGCAUCCUUCUGGGAUUUACUGCCGAAAGAACUCUGCUCCUUGACCGGUUAAAAUAAGGGAGAGAAUGUAUGGAAUAAACCAACACUGUAUUUACAUAUCGUUUCAUUUUUUCGUGCUGUGGUGCCAGGCUCAGGGGGAGAAUCACCCGUCUCCUAAUUUUAACCAGUAUGUGAGGACGCAGGGCGCAGUGACGGACCAGCUCAGCCGAAGACAGGUCAGAGUUUACCAGCUCUACAGUCGCACUAGCGGGAAACACGUCCAGAUUCACGGCAAAAGGGUCACCGCCACCGCCGAGGAUGGAAAUCUGUACGCUCGCCUGUUUGUUGAGACAGACACCUUUGGCAGUCGAGUUAGGAUAAGAGGUGCAGAAAGUGGGCGCUACCUCUGUAUGAACCGGAAGGGGAAGCUUGUUGGAAAGCCAAAUGGCCGGAGCAAAGAUUGUAUCUUCACUGAGAUUGUACUGGAGAACAAUUACACAGCCUUCCAGAAUGCCAAGUAUGAGGGCUGGUAUGUGGCUUUCACUCGGAAAGGGAGGCCCAUCAAAGCCUCCAGAACGAGGGAGAAUCAGAGAGAGGUCCAUUUCAUCAAGAGGCUGCACACAGGAUUACCUCCCUUCCCCAACACGGACCAAAGUAAACCAUUUGAGUUCAUCAGAUUUCCGUCCACACGUAGAGCGAAGCGGAACAGGAAAUCACCUAGCUCUUCCUAGGCACAGCAAAAAGUGAUGGACUGAUGACAGCUGUGACAUGGGAAGAAACAGAUGCAAUUUUAUUUUUGUAUAUUUUUUGACAAGUGAAAAAUGCCUUAGAUGCCAUAAUAUUGCUGUAAAAUGAUCAUGUGUAAAUACUAAGAGAGAGUAAA
This is a messenger RNA of Oreochromis aureus, 1112 nucleotides long. It is a transcript of the gene fgf17, whose product is annotated as fibroblast growth factor 17. Gene Ontology annotation, molecular function: growth factor activity; type 2 fibroblast growth factor receptor binding; type 1 fibroblast growth factor receptor binding. The transcript has 5 exons. The record is from RefSeq and is a predicted model, not a curated record. NCBI's taxonomy places the organism in Eukaryota, Metazoa, Chordata, Actinopteri, Cichliformes, Cichlidae. Gene Ontology annotation, cellular component: cytoplasm. Bases 316 to 960 code for a protein of 214 amino acids. Gene Ontology annotation, biological process: animal organ morphogenesis; fibroblast growth factor receptor signaling pathway; positive regulation of gene expression.